GCCUCGCCCCUCCUCCCCCCCUCCGCUCGCUCGCUCGCCAUAUUUCCCUGCGCCCCCACGAUUCCCACGCCUCCCCAAAACCCCCCCUCGCCCCGCCCCGCCCCCCGCACCGCCGGCCUAGGGUUCCGGCCAUGUCCUCGUCGGGGCCGCCGAACCCCAUCGCGCCCGCGCACGCCACUGUCCUCACCGGCACCCCCAUGUCGGUGCAGCCCCAGCCCAAGCCGCCCCCGCCGCCGCAGCAGCCGUCCGGCUCCGCCGCGCCGCCGCCGUCCCAGCAGCCGCAGCCGCAGCACCAACAGCAGCAGCAGCAGCAGGGCCCUCCGCCCGCCUCGCUCCAGCAGCGGCCCAGGAUCUGCUUCAACGCGCACUGCAAGGACCCCAAAUCCGAGGGCCAGCGCCGCCGCGGCUGGCGCCUCCGCUCCGGCGACUACGCCGAGCUCUGCGACCGAUGCUAUGGUUCGUUCGAGCAUGGGACCUUCUGCGAGACCUUCCACUCGGAGGUGGCCGGAUGGAGGAAAUGCGAAGCGUGCGGGAAGAGGUUACAUUGUGGGUGCAUCGUCUCAGUCCAUGCGUAUGCGCUGCUCGACGCCGGCGGAGUUGAUUGCAUCCUAUGUGCUCGCAAGUCGUAUGCGGCAAUGGCACCAAGUCAGAUGUGGUCAACUCCUACUGUGCAUAUGCCUCAAAAUGUCGCUGACAGAAAAGACAGUUAUGUAAAGAGUUGGAGACCUCCUACAGGCCAGAUUUCAAGUCAGUGGCGACAGAAUCACCAGCUGUGGAACAUGUCCACUAUACAGGCGGACUUGCAGCAACGUCUAGCUUAUGAGUUUGAUAGGCCGAGUGGCAGUGAAAAAUUACCUCCAGGGCGCACUUUUAUUCAUGCCCAGGAAAAGAAAUCCGAUGACAUGCAUGACAGACCAACAACACCUGCCGGCAUGGGCCAGAUUAUAAGGGACAGAUAUGCCAAUGGGCUCGGACAGCAAACAAGCAUGGAUCCGACACACUCCUCUACGCCCUACCAGAGAGAAGGACCAAAUCCAAAUAGCCUUCAUGAUCCUAGUCACCAUGUAGGAGAAAGCGACCCUUUGUCUUCAAGGAAAGGGAUAAUUUCAGAUGGUGGUUCUACUGUAUCUACUGGCUUUAAGCUUGAUUCACAUCAUCCAUCCAUUCUAAAGGAUGAUGCGGCGUCAACCCUGCCGACAAUGGGUGGCUACACUAUCACUAAUUAUCCACCGGUACCUGGACGAAGCGACCAUCUCAGAAUCAUACCUAAUAAUCCGCAACAACCACCCACCACGGUGCCCCUCUCAGUAGUGCAAAAACAGUUCUAUUCCCAUAGUGUCAUUGAGCCCAACUACCAAGCGCAAUUUCGUAAUGGAAAGCCCAGAAUGGAUCCAAAGGCGAGAUCAGAAUUACUUCCCCGCUACUGGCCUAGAAUAACAGAUAAAGAGCUACAACACUUAUCGGGAGAGUAUCCAAAAAACUCUACUUCGAAUUCUGUUAUUACUCCUUUGUUCGAGAAAAUGUUAAGUGCCAGUGAUGCUGGUCGAAUUGGUCGUUUGGUGUUGCCAAAGAAAUGCGCUGAGGCAUACUUCCCUCCAAUCUCUCAGCCAGAAGGACUUCCCUUAAAAGUUCAGGAUGCCAGUGGUAAGGAAUGGGUGUUCCAGUUCCGUUUCUGGCCCAAUAAUAACAGCAGGAUGUAUGUAUUGGAGGGUGUCACACCUUGCAUUCAGUCGAUGCACUUACAAGCGGGCGAUACAGUAAGUUUCAGCCGAAUAGAUCCUGAAGGGAAGCUGGUCAUGGGAUUCAGAAAGACAAAGACUCAAGAACAGAUAUUCCGUCAGGAAGAACCAACAAAGCCUGCAAAUGCUGCACCAAAUCUUCCAGAUGUGAAUAUUAAUGUCACUGCUCCAGAUUCUAGUCCGAACUCUUCGUUAGUGCGACCAAAUAAAGUCAACACAGAUAACAAAGACUCUAGCCCUGUGGAACAAGCUGCCUCUAAAAUAGACAAAGGUGGAGUAGCACAGAAAGAAGGGCCGGGAACUGUUCGCACAUCCCCCGGACCUGUGAAGAGAAAAGCAACUUCUAUCGGUCCAAAGAUUAAACGGUUCCGGAUCGAUAACGAGGAAUCCAUGGAAUUGAAGAUAACAUGGGAGGAGGCUCAAGAAUUGCUUCGCCCUCCCCUGAAGGCCCCUUCGGUUGUUAUUGUUGAUGGCCAUGAGUUUGAGGAAUAUGAGGAGCCACCAGUACUUGGGAGGAAGACAUAUUUUGUGACUGACCAAUCAGGUGAGAAUCAUCAGUGGGCUCAGUGUGAGGAUUGUUCCAAAUGGCGGAAACUGCCAAUAGACGCCCUUUUACCCUCUAAGUGGACCUGCUCCGACAAUAAAUGGGAUCCUGAAAGGAUGACUUGUGUCUCUCCACAAGAGGCAAGCAUGGAGGAACUUGCAGAACUGAUUCCUAUAAAAGCAGGUGCUGCAAAAAAGGCUAAACUUAGGAUGGAUACUGACAGUAUCGAUGUUUCGGAUGGGUUGGACACUCUGGCAAACCUUGCUAUUCUUGGUGAGGGUGAGUCUCUUCCUUCCCAGCCAACUACAAAGCACCCCCGACAUCGCCCUGGCUGCUCGUGCAUUGUCUGCAUUCAGCCUCCUAGUGGGAAGGGACCAAAGCACAAGCAGACGUGCACCUGCAAUGUAUGUAUGACGGUGCGCCGUCGUUUUAGGACACUGAUGCUUCGGCGUGAGAAGCGUGCGUCUGAGAAAGAAUCGGAGGAGCCGCCUCGAAAGAAAGAGCAAGGCCAGUCGAGCGAGUCUCCACAAGACCCGCUGCUGGCUAGCACCAGUCCUACUAGCACUCCCCAGAAGGUGAACGGAAAUGGUGAUGACGCGGAAGAAGCCGUGGAGCAUAGCAUGGCAUCCUCUCCUAUGAAGAACCAGAUUGACCUGAACAUCCAGCCUGAACGGGAAGACGAGCAGUCACCAAAAUCAGAUGCGGUCGGUGCAAUGAGACUUCCCCGAGAGAACGCAGCCUAGUGCGGCUCACCGUAGUGGCGAAAGUGGUGAUAGAUAACAGCAGAUUGAAAACUGUCUAUACCAAUGGAGAUAUGCGGCGCCUGGAGUUGUAGCGUAGGUGUUAUUACAUUUUCCAUACAAAAGGAUCUAGUUUCCUUCCUGUUGCGGGGGACAUAUCUCCCGGUGUUGAUGCUAUAUCGUGUAUACUAUAGAUCAGUCGGUUGGUGCUGUAGGCAGGCCCCGUUGUAGGUGUUGCCUACCCUGUAUGUAUGUGUAUUGUAAGAGCAGCGCUCUUCGGCACCAUGUCAGCGGCAUCAUUUAUUCAUGUAUCGACUCAACCAUCCCCAA
Triticum aestivum (bread wheat) is the source of this 3353-nucleotide messenger RNA. Its product is annotated as B3 domain-containing protein Os07g0563300. Gene Ontology annotation, molecular function: DNA binding; zinc ion binding. Bases 132 to 3026 code for a protein of 964 amino acids. Lineage: Eukaryota; Viridiplantae; Streptophyta; Magnoliopsida; Poales; Poaceae. The transcript has 12 exons. The record is from RefSeq and is a predicted model, not a curated record.